AUGGCUCCCACCACUACCACCAAGACGACAGAGGAGACGACCAAGACCGGUCCCCCUAAGCUCUCCGACAUGGCCGACUCGAUCGACGAAUCCACCUUUGAACAGAUCCUCGAAAUGGACGAUGACGAUGACCGUGACUUCAGCAAGGGUAUUGUAUAUGGAUUUUUCGAGCAGGCCGAGAGCACAUUCGAGAAGAUGGAGAAGGCUCUGUAUGAGAAGAAACUUUCUGAUCUGUCGUCUCUCGGUCACUUCCUCAAAGGAUCGUCGGCAACGUUGGGUCUGAGCAAGGUCAAGGAAGCCUGCGAGAAGAUCCAGCACUACGGCGCCGGCAAGGAUGAAACCGGUACCGCCGACGAACCCGACCAGAGCACCUCGCUGAAGAACAUCGAAAAGACCCUGACUCAGGUCAAGGUGGAUUACAAAGAGGUUGAGGUGUUUCUCCGCAGAUUCUACGACGAAGAGUAA
Aspergillus glaucus CBS 516.65 is the source of this 465-nucleotide messenger RNA. RefSeq names its product Hpt domain-containing protein. Gene Ontology annotation, molecular function: histidine phosphotransfer kinase activity; protein histidine kinase binding. The record is from RefSeq and is a predicted model, not a curated record. Lineage: Eukaryota; Fungi; Ascomycota; Eurotiomycetes; Eurotiales; Aspergillaceae. The transcript has 3 exons. Gene Ontology annotation, cellular component: nucleus; cytoplasm. Bases 1 to 465 code for a protein of 154 amino acids. Gene Ontology annotation, biological process: phosphorelay signal transduction system; phosphorylation.